CGGAGCGAAGCAGCCGGCGGAGCAGGGCGCAUAACCCGGUCAGCCAUGUCAUCAGAGCCUCCCCCUCCGUCACAGCCUCCCACCCAUCAGGUACCUGUUGGGCUGCUGGACACCCCUCGUGCCCGAGAGCGCUCACCGUCCCCUCUGCGGGGCAAUGUGGUCCCGAGCCCACUGCCCACUCGCCGGACAAGGACCUUCUCAGCGACGGUUCGGGCUUCACAGGGCCCCGUCUACAAAGGAGUCUGCAAAUGUUUCUGCCGAUCCAAGGGCCAUGGCUUCAUUACCCCGGCUGACGGUGGCCCUGACAUCUUCCUGCACAUCUCUGACGUGGAAGGGGAGUAUGUCCCGGUGGAAGGCGACGAGGUCACCUAUAAGAUGUGCUCCAUCCCUCCUAAGAACGAGAAGCUGCAGGCCGUGGAGUGGGAGUGUUGCAGCUGCCUGUCUGGGGAAGACAGUUCCUCCGGGAGCCCUGACCCCUGGGCUUGGCAGUCUGGAGCUGGGGACUAAACUCUGACUCCUCUUGGAAGCCUGAUCUUCUCCAUCUGUCUUCAUUACUCAGCAGCCAUCUCACAGCCUCUGUCAUUUAGGCGGUGGUUGGAGGUGGUGGGAGAACGGCUUUGCAGAGGGGAGGGUCUCUGUUUACAAACAGAACUUUCUCCAGACUCUUCCAGGAAAGAGUAGGUAGCUUGCCUCCCGACAGCCUGGUAAAGUCAAAACUUGACAAAUACACCUUGGGUGAGGGGAUUUUCUUUAAAAUUGGUGUCAAGAAAUGCUUAGGGUUUUGUUUUUUGUUUUUUUUUUGUAAUAACUAAAGCUCUCAGCCGAGCCAGCUGUUUGCAGUCUGCUGCCAACAUUGCAAACUUGUGUAGGUAUUUCCACUAAGCAGAUCGUUAGGAUUUUCUUUGCUGUGAUUUGGUUUAGCUUCAGUUGUGAUUUAAAGAUAGAAAUAGCUGGGCAAUAUGGUUUGAAAUAUGUGGCCUACAUAUAGUCAAGGAUCUACUUGUCAACGCAGGGAAGCAAACCCUUUGAAACAGUGGCUUUUGGGCAGACGACGAUGGUUCAGUAAGAGAAAAGGUCAUUUGAUGCUGGAAGCUCUACGGCCUCAUCAAGUGUCUUAACUCAGAUGUGCCUGUCCUUCUCAGCCUAAGGACUGCUUUGUUUGGAGGGGGGUGGAAGGCUAUGGAACUACGUUGCUGAUGACUGGUGGAGUUGUUUUAAAAUAGGCAAGUAAGCAUGUUGAUUGUGUGUGUGCAGUGAAACAUACAAACUGUUGGCAUCACAGUUAAGCGCUGGAUCAGAUUUUUUCUUGCCUGCUGUGUCCCUUGAGGGCCCUCCCCCUCCCGCCUCUGCCUUCUGCUGGGUCAAAGAUGGCCUUUUCCACUGCAGCCUUGGAUUGUUAUCCAGAUGGCUCCCCGGGGGGCCUUGCUGUCUCUUGUGUACAGACCACACUUCCAAAGCUACUUCUGCCAAGACCCGAGAAGGCUCCCUGAGGUUGAGAACCUGCAUCUUCACCCCUUUACUACAGCCUUGUCCUCACCUUGGCACCUGUUGGUACUUGAUGUGACCCUACAUGCUGGAAGCUCUAGGAGCUCUGCCUCAUGGUGAGCUUGGGGGCUGCAUUCCACUGUUCAGAGGUGACCUUUGGAUUCUCUUGCUCAGCAGAAUCCUUUGUAAACGGCUCUCGCUCGGUCCUUCCUGCAUGACUACAUCUUUUUCAAUCGUUGAGUAUUCUAGAACUGCAGGACAAUAGAGCGGGCAGGAACCCCCUCUCCGCUCAAACAUGGAAUCUCAAUUUACAGAUGGGGAAACUCCUCAAGGCUAUGGGAGGGACCUGUGAUGUUGGUGACCAAGCUGGGACUAGAAUCCAGGAUUCCCAAAUCCGGAUUGGGCUUCCCAUCAGCCACCUUUCAAUAAAGUUGCAUUUUGUGA
Cynocephalus volans (Philippine flying lemur) is the source of this 1929-nucleotide messenger RNA. RefSeq names its product calcium regulated heat stable protein 1 (gene CARHSP1). Bases 46 to 507 code for a protein of 153 amino acids. The record is from RefSeq and is a predicted model, not a curated record. Gene Ontology annotation, biological process: regulation of mRNA stability. Gene Ontology annotation, cellular component: cytoplasm. Gene Ontology annotation, molecular function: mRNA 3'-UTR binding. The transcript is spliced from 5 exons. Lineage: Eukaryota; Metazoa; Chordata; Mammalia; Dermoptera; Cynocephalidae.